AUGAGGAAGUGUGUGGCGUGGCGCGGUUACCAAGCGGAGGCGACGGUGACGGCGGCGGCGUCUGCGGAGCUCAUACGCUGCCGGCCGCCGCUGUCUCCCACGCCACAGCCUGACCUCCCCACCCUGUGGCGGUUACUGCACUCUGCUGGCCAGCAGCAGUGCAACACCAUGAAAGCAACAUGCGACGGGAAGCUGGGCUCGGCGUGCAGCAGGAACCACGAGUGCGCAGUCCGCGUCGCCUACAGCGAGUGCCGCGAGAGGCGCUGCGUCUGCCGCGAGAACCUGCUCGCCUCGGCCGACGAGUCGCGCUGCCUGCCGCCGCUGACGCUGCGCUACCGCUGCGAGGAGCAGGUGCAGUGCGCCGGCGUGCCGCACGCCGCCUGCCUGCCGGACGAGCGCGGCUACCAGCACUGCCUCUGCAAGCCCGCCUUCGUGCUGCACGCCGACCGCUGCCUGCCUAGGGUGACGCUGCGGGACGCGUGCGAGCUGACGGCACAGUGCGGCAAGAACAUGGUGUGCGAGGCCGGCAGCUGCGUCUGCAAGGGGUUCGCCUACGAGCGCCACCGCCAGUGCAUCGUCGACCCAGACGAUUAUGUCGGACUAGACAGUUCAAGUACUCAACUGCUGUCUUCACUUUUCCUGAUAUUAGUCUCUUUACUUCCACUAUUGUGAUGCAGUAAUGUUUCCCAGCACUGGAAAGUGAGAUAAAUCAGUGUACAAGAAUGCUCCAAUAUGUUGUUUGAAAUUUUGUGGAUGCACUGGGAAGAAUUUGGACUAUUCAAAGUGUUUGGUGUGAUACAGACUUUUUUAUUGGCUCUGAGUUUAACAGAGCAUGUAACUGUUGUUUGUAAAGAAAUAUGUGUGAUUUGUAUAUUGUCACAAAGUUUAUAGCCACGUAUUUGUUACUAGUCACUGCCACAAACCACAGAAUAAAUAUACAAGAAUUAAAAUACUUCUAGUUUUUCUACACAAAAUUGUACAUUUUGUAAUGGAGUUGUAAUUCAAACUGAUAUUACCCACAACAAAUAAUAUUUAAUUUAAUUGCAUGAAUAAAAUAUGUAGCUCAAUGCAACUGAAGUUGUAUGUUACUAUUAAUAGAUGUUAUUAUAUCACUUUUGUUGUUGCUCAGUUUUUUAUUUUUCUUAAUUUUAUUCAAUCAAUAUUAGUCAUCAUCUAUUUAUCACUUUGGUCCAACUUUAUAUCUAUCAUGUAGCAUAUACCUUAUUUAUUAUAGAUGCCUUUUUGUUUCUUUUAUAUUGAAUCUAUCAUUUUCAUAAAUUCUUUCCCAUUACAUAAAUCUUUUUUAUGUAAACACUGAAUAACAGAUUUUCAUUUUCAGUGUUUUCACCCCUCAUGUUCUAGUUGUGAUACCAAAGUAUGUAACUAUUUUGACAAUAUGCUAGUCCAUUCCAAAAAGAUAUUUUCCUUUGUCAACUAAUUUUUUCCUGAUGUAUAGAAGGUGGUGCUUCACCAAUGUCCCAUUGCUACACUCAGUAGUUCAGUUCCAUCUCUGUUAGAAUUAAGUUCUUGUAUUCACUGCUAAUUAUUGCAUGUAUACUUCUUAUUUCUUUACAUUCUCUCCUGUAUACCUUCUUGUGUUACUGGUAUGUUUAAGCUUGUUACUGAUGUAGUCAUGUGUUUAUGAGAAUGGUUUCAUGUACAUGUUUAUCAUUUUCCUGAUAAAAAUUUUGUGUUUGAUCAAAUUUUUUCACGACAAA
Schistocerca americana (American grasshopper) is the source of this 1718-nucleotide messenger RNA. RefSeq lists its product as uncharacterized. Lineage: Eukaryota; Metazoa; Arthropoda; Insecta; Orthoptera; Acrididae. The record is from RefSeq and is a predicted model, not a curated record. The coding region runs from base 1 to 672 and encodes 223 amino acids. The transcript has 5 exons.